Messenger RNA from Heterocephalus glaber (naked mole-rat), 1437 nucleotides. RefSeq names its product olfactory receptor 1J21. Gene Ontology annotation, cellular component: membrane. Gene Ontology annotation, biological process: G protein-coupled receptor signaling pathway. Lineage: Eukaryota; Metazoa; Chordata; Mammalia; Rodentia; Bathyergidae. The record is from RefSeq and is a predicted model, not a curated record. Gene Ontology annotation, molecular function: G protein-coupled receptor activity; olfactory receptor activity.
AUGAAAAGAAACAAUCAGAGCAGUGUGUCUGAGUUCGUUCUCCUGGGACUCCCUAUCCAGAAGGAGGAGGAAGGCAUUUACUAUGCCCUUUUCCUGGUCCUGUACCUGACCACAGUGCUGGGGAACCUGCUCAUCAUCCUGCUCAUCAGGCUGGACUCCCACCUCCACACCCCCAUGUACUUCUUCCUCAGCCACUUGGCUCUCACUGACAUCUCUUUCUCAUCAGUCACAGCUCCAAAGAUGCUCAUUAAUAUGCUGAAUCAUAGUCAAUCCAUUUCUUAUGCUGGGUGCAUUUCUCAGGAAUAUUUUUUCUUAUUAUUUGGUGGUAUUGACAGCUUCCUUCUCACUGCAAUGGCCUUUGACAGGUAUGUGGCCAUCUGUCAUCCCCUCCACUACAACAUCAUCAUGAGUCAGAACCUCUGCUUCCUGCUAGUAAUUGUGUCCUGGGUCUUCUCCUCUGCCAGUGCUCUUGUACACACUCUCCUCCUAACAAGGAGCAUGAAAAGAAACAAUCAGAGCAGUGUGUCUGAGUUCGUUCUCCUGGGACUCCCUAUCCAGAAGGAGGAGGAAGGCAUUUACUAUGCCCUUUUCCUGGUCCUGUACCUGACCACAGUGCUGGGGAACCUGCUCAUCAUCCUGCUCAUCAGGCUGGACUCCCGCCUCCACAUCCCCAUGUACUUCUUCCUCAGCCACUUGGCUCUCACUGACAUCUCUUUCUCAUCAGUCACAGCUCCAAAGAUGCUCAUGAAUAUGCUGACUCAUAGUCAAUCCAUCUCUUACGCUGGGUGCAUUUCACAGGAAUUCCUUUUCUUAUUAUUUGGUGGUGUUGACAGCUUUCUUCUCACUGCAAUGUCCUUUGACAGGUAUGUGGCCAUCUGUCAUCCCCUUCACUACAACAUCAUCAUGAGUCAGAACCUCUGUGUUCUACUAGUAAUUGUGUCCUGGGUCUUGUCCUCUGCCAAUGCUCUUGUGCACACUCUCCUCCUAGCCCAACUCUCUUUCUGUGGAGACAACACUCUCCACCACUUCUACUGUGAGCUCGCUGCCUUACUUAAGCUGUCCAGUUCAGACACCACCACCAAUUACCUGGUUAUUCUCAUUGUAGGAACAAUGGCUGUUACUUUGCCAUUCAUGUGCAUUCUGGUGUCUUAUGGCUACAUUGGGGCCACCAUCCUUAGAGCUCCCUCCAUUAAGCAAAUCUGCAAAACCUUGUCCACAUGUGGUUCCCAUCUCUCUGUAGUUACUCUCUACUAUGGAGCAAUUAUUGGUCUCUAUUUUGUCCCCUCAUCCAAUAACACUAGUGACAAGGAUGUCAUUGUGGCUGCUGUGUACAGUCUGGUCACACCCAUGCUGAAUCCCUUUAUCUACAGUCUGAGGAAUCGGGAUAUGAAAAGUGCUCUGGGAAAUAUGCUUAGUAGAGGAAAAUUUUCAGUGUGA